UCUGACAUCAGCUCUGUCGUGCCACGAUCCGCGAGCCAAUUAGCCAAAUUGUAGAUGCUCAGUUGACGUUCGAUUAUCGAUUGCUUGUUUCUUCGCGUCGCAAUGGCCACACCCACAGGCCACAAUGGCUGGGCUACCGCCGACGAUUGGGCUUCACAAAGGGAUUAUAUCACAACCCUCUGUAUGUUGAAUUGACACUUCACCCUCCCGCAAUCGAUCGUCAUGCUUGUUAUUUCUUUGCCGUCGUUAGCUCUUACCCUACCCGGGUAGUCCUUGCUUGCAAAAUGGACUAUGAAUUGACAGUAUAUCUACUAGAUCGAGAUCAAAAUAAGACGUUAAAGGAGAUUAUGCAAAUAAUGCAGGAUAAUCACCAGUUCUUCGCAACCGUGAGGAUGUACAAAGCCCGCUUUCAGAAAUGGGGCAUCGAGAAGAAGAUCAAAGCUGAGGAAGCCGUCGAGAUCUUUCGCCAACAGACUGCUCGCGCCGCAAUCGGAAAACCAACAGUAGCUUACAUCAGAGGCAGACGGAUUGAUCCAGAUCGACUACAACGGUAUCGAUAUCGCGCGGCGCCGCUUAUUUCAAAAAAGAUCAUGCGCGCCGAGAAGGGGGCAAACGAUGAAGGAUCCAGAUCAAGGAUAUCCCAGGUAAUCUGUCGAACACCAUCGCCCUCACCCUCACCCGACGCGACCGAUUCGAACAUAUCCAUUUCUCCCCGCAUCGAGGAACCUACCGAGCUGAGAGUGCCACACGAGUGUAUGCAGAUUCUCCGCAAUUUCAUAAAUGGGGCUUUCGAUAAUGGGAUGUGGCAAAUGGCAACUCAGGGAGAGCGCGCCGAAAUGAAUGGUGCUUUCACCUGGCAACAUUACGUAGCUUCAUCACAGGGGCUGAUUCGCCAUGGCCGAAUAAAAGAAGGCUUCUCGCUGCUGGGUAUGUGCUUCGACCAGUACAAGUUGCAAUUGCAACAGCCAGAUUCGAUGUUCUGGUUGGCUACCUACAAGUGCGCAAUAGUCCUUGCUAGUCAAAACAACAAGCUUGGUGACGCUUUCAUUGACUACGCUUCAAAGCUCACGGCAUUGAUUCUUCCACCGGGGCAUCCAUUCAACCAACUCUGGUCUCGGGUUGUACUUACGGGCAUGCGCGGAAUCAACGAUCAUGCCGGUGCCAUAUUUGAAUCCUACUUAGACAUGUGGGGACGCCAUGUCAACUCAAGAGAGACGAAUACUACCAAUGACGUUCAGGGCGCGUUUGUUUUUAUUCAGCUUCAUUGUACCGGACUGCUCUCCUUCAACCUACUCGAAACCGUCAUCCAGGCUAUGAUUGCAGGAGGGGCGAUCUCGAGGGAAGCCGCGGAAUAUCUACUCCAGGAAACCAAGUUCAGAUUAGUACUUACUUGCCUUGGAAGACGACGACUAAAGAAGGCCGAGACCGUCACCAAAGAGAUAAUUGCCUGGCUAGAUACGCGACUGCCCAGUCUUUACCCGGAUCUCCGCUGCAAGACUGCUUGGCUAAUGUUUGAAAUCAAAGAGCGGAAGGGAACACAGGCGGAGGCAGUACAAGCAGGACACAACCUGCUGAAGAUUUCGCAGGAAAUUUACGGACCGGCGCAUAUUCAAACGCUUGAGGCGAUGUCGGCGGUAGAGAAUUAUUGCCGGAAGAUUGGUGCCACGGCAGGGGCCGACCAGAUGGGCCGAGACUUUGAGAGUAGAUGGCGCGUCUUCCGUGAUGCGGCGGAUUCACUUGGCAACUUCCCACAGCAAAUCGACCAACCUUGGUACUAUCGGUCGAUCGAAUUAGGCGAGAAAGUGGGAUACGUCCAAGAGACAGUCGAAUUAUUCGAGCGAUGCCUCAAGCUAUCCGAUGAUUCUCCCUAGACGAUUGAGUGAGGGCUUAUCACGAACAUGAGACACCAUUACAUAUCUAGCUAGGUGAUUGCCGGAUGAUAUACGACGACGAUGAAAUCAGACGACUCGAUUGACGCUUGUUGCUUAAUGUUUAUCAACACUACUGCUCGCAUAUCCGAGUAAGAUUUCGCCAAAGACGCUGAAACAUAUUUAACAUACUAUUACGCCAUCAAGAUUUUUAAUUAUAGAUCUAGUUGACUAUCUAUUCUGGAAGCGUUCUGUGCUGGAGUUUUUUCGGAGGGACUGCUUGAAGGGGCUAGCUGACCAAAUAUAUCUAUAUGCUAUUUUACAUAUCCAAGUAUAGUAUUUACAUCUAUUAACACAUUUGACUCAAUCUCUGUACAGAAUAGCAACCAACGCGUUCAACAAGUCGUUUACUUGAAUGGCCACAGCCUGAAACUAAACGACGUUUCAUAGCU
Molecule: messenger RNA, 2320 nt
Organism: Annulohypoxylon truncatum
Lineage: Eukaryota; Fungi; Ascomycota; Sordariomycetes; Xylariales; Hypoxylaceae
Exons: 3
Coding region: 285-1871 (528 amino acids)
Source: RefSeq, a predicted model, not a curated record